Protopterus annectens (West African lungfish) is the source of this 3312-nucleotide messenger RNA. It is a transcript of the gene BMPR1B, whose product is annotated as bone morphogenetic protein receptor type 1B. The record is from RefSeq and is a predicted model, not a curated record. Gene Ontology annotation, molecular function: SMAD binding; ATP binding; transforming growth factor beta receptor activity, type I. The coding region runs from base 554 to 2149 and encodes 531 amino acids. Gene Ontology annotation, biological process: cellular response to growth factor stimulus; protein phosphorylation; BMP signaling pathway. Lineage: Eukaryota; Metazoa; Chordata; Ceratodontiformes; Protopteridae. The transcript has 11 exons. Gene Ontology annotation, cellular component: plasma membrane; signaling receptor complex.
AGACGCAUAAACUGCAUGACAGGGAACAAAUCUUAUUUAGGAUUUCCUGGAUUAAAAAAUACUUUGUUUAUUCACCCAGCUGUAGCAACUGCACAUACGUGGUCGUCUUGCUCUUGGAACAUCUGCAAGGCUUGCAGGAAGCUGUUUCUGCCCGAGCGUUAUUAUUGUUAUUACGCGUUCCUCACACUAAGGGGUUAAGCAUUUGGAACAGAGAGAGCCUUGUGUGGGCAGGGAGUCCGUGCUCCACUCUUAGGGAAUCCAGUCCAGCUUGGAAUCCCAACUGCCCUUUUGUUGUCCUCCCCAUGUGCUGCCCGCACUAAGGUGUUGGUUGUGACAGAGCCAGUUUGUAGCAGUGCUCGUUAUCUUUCACAUUCUUAUCCCAGGCAUGCUGGUGCUGCUGCACUGGGUGGAAGGGCUGCUGGAGCUGAGCUAAAGAGGAAUUUAAACAUAUUGGGAAAGCACGCACGUAGAGUUUCUGUACCAGGGAAGAAGACGAGAAGAGGAAAACUGAGGCAGUGCAAAAGGAAAUCCCGGUCACUUUUCGGCAGGAGAGAUGGGCUGGUUAGAGGAACCUAACUGGCAGCUUCACAUUUCUUUGCUAAUGCUUCUGACUUUACAGACCAAAGCCAAUCUCCUUGACAACAUGCUACUACGGAAUUCGGGGAAGAUUAAUACUGAAAGCAGGAAGGAAGAUGGGGAAAGCACAGUGUCUGCCCCUCCUCAGAAGAUAUUAUGGUGUCAUUGCCAUCUUCACUGUCCAGAGGACUCUGUCAACAAUACAUGCAGGACAGAUGGAUACUGCUUCACAAUAGUUGAAGAAGAUGAAUCUGGUAUUCCUUUGGUUACUUCAGGGUGUCUUGGUUGGGAAGGAUCAGAUUUUCAGUGUCGGGAUACACCUAAAUCACAUCACAGAAGAGCAAUUGAAUGCUGCACAGAUAAAAAUUUCUGCAAUAAAGAUCUUCACCCAACACUUCCUCCACUGAAAAGAGAUUUUGUCGAUGGCAGCAUUCACAACAUGGCAUUGCUUAUCUCUGUGAUUGUAUGCAGCAUACUCCUGGGCUUAUUUUUCAUCUUCUGCUACCUAAGGUAUAAGAGACAAGAAGCCAGGCCUCGCUACAGCAUAGGUCUUGAACAGGAUGAAACAUGCAUCCCUCCAGGGGAGUCCCUUAAGGAUCUGAUCGAACAGUCGCAGAGCUCAGGAAGUGGCUCAGGCCUCCCCCUGCUGGUACAAAGAACUAUAGCUAAACAGAUUCAUAUGGUGAAGCAAAUCGGGAAAGGUCGCUAUGGAGAAGUGUGGAUGGGAAAGUGGCGUGGAGAAAAGGUGGCAGUCAAAGUGUUCUUUACAAUGGAAGAAGCCAGUUGGUUCAGGGAGACAGAAAUUUAUCAGACUGUGUUGAUGAGACAUGAAAAUAUUUUGGGCUUCAUUGCAGCAGAUAUUAAAGGAACAGGCUCUUGGACCCAGUUGUAUCUGAUCACAGACUACCAUGAAAAUGGCUCCUUAUAUGACUAUUUGAAGUCUACAACUCUUGACACUAAAGCCAUGCUCAAACUGGCCUAUUCUUCAGUCAGCGGCCUCUGUCACUUACACACUGAGAUCUUUGGCACACAAGGGAAGCCAGCCAUUGCUCACCGGGACUUAAAAAGCAAAAAUAUACUUGUCAAGAAGAAUGGAAUGUGCUGCAUAGCAGAUUUAGGCUUGGCUGUUAAAUUUAUUAGUGACACCAAUGAAGUAGACAUUCCACCAAACACUCGAGUGGGCACAAAACGCUACAUGGCGCCAGAGGUACUGGAGGAGAGUCUGAACCGGAAUCAUUUUCAGUCAUAUAUUUUGGCAGAUAUGUACAGCUUUGGCCUAAUCCUCUGGGAGAUUGCACGGAGAUGUGUGUCAGGAGGGAUAGUGGAAGAAUACCAGCUACCAUACCACGAUAUGGUACCCAGCGAUCCAUCAUAUGAAGACAUGAGAGAAGUUGUGUGCAUCAAGCGAUUACGACCUUCUUUCCCUAACCGGUGGAGCAGUGAUGAGUGCUUGAGGCAAAUGGGAAAACUUAUGACUGAGUGCUGGGCCCAAAAUCCUGCUUCACGUCUCACAGCCCUGCGGGUAAAGAAAACACUUGCAAAAAUGUCAGAGUCCCAGGACAUUAAGCUCUGAUGGACUACCAGAGGAACCAGUAAAAAGGCCCAAAUUAUGGACCCACCCUUUCUAGUCUAGCCCAAGAAGGCCUCCUAAUGGUUGAAGAAAUAAAUAUCAGCAAUCACAUAAAAUUCCUUUUUGCUGUGACAGUAGGCUGAGGUCUGAAGGAGAACUACACAGUGUGAUCACGCUUGACACAGGAUAUACUUCAAGAUGGAAAUGGAGGUUUGCUCAAAGAACAUGCAUCUUUUCAACCAUUUAUUAAAGAAAGGUUGGAUGCUUUCUGUGAAAGCUCGUUUUUUAUUUUUGGACAGUUUGAGAAAUAAGAACAGCUUUAAAUUGAUAAAGACUUUUAAUUUAGUUCUUUAUGCAUAUUACAUAUAUAUAUAUAUAUAUAUAUAUAUAUAUAUAUAUAUAUAUAUAUAUAUAUAUAUAUAUUGUUACUUUGGAUGUGGGGUGGGGGACAGAGAUAGUGCCUAAACAAAUAAACAAAGCAAAAGGAAUGUCCCAUAGAAAAUGUUGGCCUCCCAAUAAAACAUGCCACGGCAAUGAAAUAUUGAUACAGUAUGAAACAUCACCUGUGUAUAAAGUUUUGCAAGUUUCAUAUUAAGUUGUUUUUGGGAAGUACCUGUAUAUCUAUUUCCCAGGAUGAUAUCCAAGUCAUGUGGAUGCUGUAAACAAAGCUGACUGUACUAAGGACAAUCUCAAGUUGAUAAACAUGUACAGUCCAGUGUGAAUCCUGUAAUGUUACAGUAUUGGGGUAAUGUAUGAAGUGGACUAAUAGAUUAUUGCAUUUUCUGCACACAGGACUUGGAGCACUUUACUUGCCUCUGUCAAACUCAUUUUUCCAAUUGUCAAAUGUUUAAUGCUGUCCCUUACAAUGUUUUACAUAAUGUUCAGUAAGUAGCCUAAUGCCAAGUUAAGAAAAAGGAUUACCAGAAGCUGUGAGGCUGAUUGCCUGAUGAAUAAAUUAACUGUCAAAGGAAAAUUGAAAAUAAAGAAAUUUUCAGGUUAAGAUUGAUUUGUUUGAUGCUGUCUCUAUAAUGGAAGUAUUCUUGGGGGUAAGAUAUUACUUCUGAUGUGCAAACACUGAGAAAUCUUGUCUGUCCUCAUUGUCAUGAACAUGCCAGUUUUCUAGACACUUGAAAGCAAAAAAUAAAUUCUACAAAUGUUAUCAGUCA